AGAGAGAGAGAGAGAGAGAGAUGUGGAACACAGGGAUGAUAGCAAUAUUGGUGGCGAUAGAGUGUGUGGAGGUGGGCUUAAACACGUUAACAAAAGCAGCCACGAGGCAAGGAAUGAGCGAGUUCGUCUUCAUUGUGUACUCAAACGCCAUGGCUUUACUCUUCCUGCUACCUUCUACCUUGGUUUUUCACAGAGUCUGGCCUUGCCCUCAACUCACCUUCUCCAUUGUUUGCAGAAUCUUUCUUCUUGGCCUUCUCAGUGUGCAGGUUUGUACAUACAUUGGGAUUGGGUAUAGCUCUCCAACUCUUGCCUCAGCCAUGAUAGAUCUCACCCCAGCUUUUACCUUCAUACUUGCAAUUAUCACCAGGAUGGAAAAGGUGGAGUUGAAGGUAUUGAGUAGUCAAGUCAAAUCGAUUGGCACGAUAGUAUUAAUCGUUGGGGCGCUCAUUGUGACGCUCUAUAAAGGCCCCUCGAUUAUAUUUUCUCAAUCGUCUUCUAAACUAAUAUAUGAUCCUCUUGCGUCACCCCAUUCAAAUUGGAUCUUUGGAGGCAUUCUCUGUGCGGCCGCCAGCUUCUUUCUUGCACUCUUAUUCAUUGUCCAGGGAAGGAUUAUAAGGGACUAUCCUGCAGAGUUCAUGGUAACACUCAUUUGCUGCGCAUUUGUGACACUACAAUCAGCAAUUGUUGCUCUUGUUGCUGAAAGGGAUCCAAAUGCUUGGAAACUCAAACCCGAUCUCAAGUUGGCGACGAUUUGUUAUUCGGCAAUUCUUGUGGUUUCACUACGAAGUGUUGUUAUGACUUGGGCUCUGCGCAAGAAGGGGCCUGUGUUUGUUACAAUGUUUAAGCCACUUGACAUGGUCAUUGCAGUUGUCAUGGGAAUUACUUUUCUUGGGGAUGCCUUGUACAUUGGAAGUGUGAUUGGAGCAGCCAUAAUAGCUCUUGGAUUCUAUUCUGUUAUGUGGGGAAAAGCCGAAGAAGAGAAGGACAUCAAAGACCAUUCAAUAUGUAGUUUUGACGCAUCCUCUGAGAGAGUCCCUCUUCUGCAAAACAGAAGUAUUCAUGUAUAGAAGAAUGGCAAACGAUGAAAGAAGGAAAACAAUAAAUACGGAUUAGUACAUUGUUGUACCGAAGAGUAACAGUUUAGUCGUGUCAUGUUGUUUUUAUGUUAUAUAUAUACAUAUAUACACAUAUA
Ilex paraguariensis (yerba mate) is the source of this 1192-nucleotide messenger RNA. NCBI's taxonomy places the organism in Eukaryota, Viridiplantae, Streptophyta, Magnoliopsida, Aquifoliales, Aquifoliaceae. The record is from the annotation of a GenBank genome assembly.